This is a messenger RNA of Cuscuta epithymum, 1712 nucleotides long. Lineage: Eukaryota; Viridiplantae; Streptophyta; Magnoliopsida; Solanales; Convolvulaceae. The record is from the annotation of a GenBank genome assembly.
GAGAUACUCCAUACAGAGAGCAGACUCCCUUUCUUCUUCCUUUCCUUUGUGUGAGAGUAAAGAGAGGUCCUUUAUGGAGAGUUGAGAUAUUGGUGUGCUAUAACUUCCUCCUAGAGUGGUGUGUGAGAGUGUGUAGAUAAACCUGAGCUGGAGACGGAUAUACGAUCCUUACAAAUGUGUCUGCAAAAAUGAGGUAACCCAAAAUGCUUGGAAAAUGAUAUAGUAAAAUUCGAGAAUAUUCUUUCUGAGCUCAAAGGCUGUAAAGAUAUGGAAACUAACUUUGCCACACUGAAAAUUCUCCCGCCCAGUUCUGAAUUCUGAACUCCACCGGAAGACAUGGAGACCGGGAAUAAACAGACGAAUGGGAGUAACAACGAGUCGUUGAAAAUGGCUGUAGCUAUGGCGCUUAUUCGAUUAAAGCUUUCGCACGCUAACCACCCUCAGCCGCCCCAGUCGUCUUCAUCGUCUGCUCCUCUAUCAGACGUUCUGAAAUGGAAGAGAAAGGCCAAGGAACGCAAGCUAGAAAUUGCUAGACUUAGAGAAGAACUCAGAAUCUCAGAAGACGGUAUGCAGCAGGAUAUAUUUCCGCAUGGUGCAUUGUGCAAGUGCUACUUCUUUGAUAAUUUGGGCCAAUUGAAUCCUAUUAGAACUGGAGAUGACAAUGAUCAGAGAUUCAGUGACGUCUUGCACCGUAGCUUUCUCAGACAAGUAAGAACAAAUGAGAGAAAGAGAAGGUUGCCUGAAGCUUCAAAAGCAAGAGAAUAUGUGUCAGAAUAUAGUAAUGAUGGUGAAAUUGAGAAACUACGGGCUUCUGUUGAUUUUCUAGUGGAGACAUGCCAUGCUCUUUCUCAAGCCAGACUGGAUGAGUGUAAAUUCAAAAACUGGUCUCACCAAGCUGUAGACUUUAUUCUUGAUGCGGUGAAGACCACAUCGGCAAUGGGAGUCAAUUUUCCUGUUGAAGAUGUUGUAAGUAGCUUAAUUACGCGCCUAAUGAAAAUCAUGUGCAGUGCAACGAAAGGAGAUGAAGAUCAAGCAGGGACUGAUGUAAGGUUCUACGUUCAGCAUUUAAUGCGAAAACUUGGAAGUGACUCUUCUAUUGGGCAGUGUAUACUCCUUUCUGCUUCUCAGAGAAUUUCUUUAGUUGCUGAAGGGUUGCUCUUCAUGGAUCCGUUUCACAAUGCCUUUCCAGAUAUGCACCACUCUAUGUACCUGUUGAUCCAGCUCAUUGAGUUUCUGGUGUCAGAUUACCUACUAACCUGGUCAGCCAUUGAAGACUUCGACACAAGGCUUUUUGAAGAAUGGGUGGUGUCAGUUCUGCGAGCAAGGAAGCCGCUGGAACUACUGGAAUGCAGGAUUGGGCUUUAUGUGUUGUACAUGGAUCGUGUGAUUGGACUUAUAGCUAAACAAGUAAGUCAGUUUUCAUUUCUCCAGAAGCUGAACCCAGAAAUUCUUGCAAGUCUCUUUGGCCAAUGACCACAUUCUUAGUGGCAUUUUUAAACCGCAUUGUAAGGUAACUAAAGUGAUCUCAAAGGUUUCCGAGCAGGAAACUGCUGUUUUGCCUUUAAUUAAUUCUCCAAUGUACUGUUUCUUACUAUAUGUGCAUAAUGUGCAUUUCAUUAUUGAUGGAGGGGAACAUGCAAUUUAGUGAUCGGUCUAAAAGGUACCACAAUUUUUUUUCCUUUUUUUAGUUACAAUUAUCUUGAACCUGGCUU